AUGGAAGGUGGUCACGGAAUCCUCCAAUUUAACAGAGGAAGAGCACCUGUAGAAUGUACAAAUGACGAUGUAUUUGGAGAUCUGUCACAAGUCAAACUCCAGGAGCUAUUAAUAUUUAGUUUUGAAAAGAUUGUAACUGCCACUAACAACUUUCACCCAUCCAACAGGAUUGGACAGGGUGGUUUUGGUCCAGUAUACAAGGGUAAAUUGCAAGAUGGUCAGGAAAUUGCAGUUAAAAGACUUUCUCGAACAUCUGGACAAGGUGUAGGAGAAUUCAUGAAUGAAGUAGUAGUAAUUUCUAAGCUGCAACACCGCAAUCUUGUGAGACUUCUUGGCUGCUGUAUUGAAGGGGAGGAAAAGAUGUUGAUUUAUGAGUACAUGCCAAAUAAAAGUUUGGAUGCAUAUGUCUUUGAUCUGACGAAAAAUAUAGUCCUUGAUUGGAGAAAACGCUUUAGCAUAAUAGAAGGAGUGGCUCGAGGAAUGCUUUAUCUUCAUAGAGAUUCCAGGCUAAAAAUCAUCCACAGGGACUUGAAGGCAAGUAACAUCUUGCUAGAUGAGGAGUUAAAUCCGAAAAUAUCCGACUUUGGUAUGGCUAGAAUCUUUGGUGGAAAUGAGGAUCAGGCUAAUACUAGAAGAGUUGUUGGAACAUAUGGUUAUAUGUCUCCUGAAUACGCAAUGCAAGGACUAUUUUCUGAGAAAUCAGAUGUCUUUAGCUUUGGAGUUUUGCUGCUGGAGAUUGUUAGUGGAAGACGAAAUUCAAGCUUCUAUGACAGCGAGAAUUUUUUGACCCUUUUAGGAUUUGUUUGGAUGCGGUGGAUGGAAAAUAAUAUAUUAUCUAUAAUAGAUCCAAGAAUAUAUGAUCCUAGUCUUCAUAAAGAUAUUUUGAGGUGCAUACACAUAGGACUUCUAUGUGUGCAAGAAUUUGUUGCAGAAAGGCCCACUAUGGCUACUGUAAUUUCUAUGCUUCAAAGUGAGAUUAUGAAUCUUCCUCCUCCAACAAAACCUGCGUUCACCCUAAGGCAUAAUAUGUUAAGAUCAAUGUCCUUUGCAAUUGUUAGCAUUUCAAGCAUUCAAGGAAGAUAGAGAACAAAGUGCUUUGAGAAAGGUAUAUGGAGGCAAUGAAGAUUAUGUUAAUAAUAGAAAGGUUGUAAGAAAUUAGAACAUUGUAGGUAGACCCUUCUUUUUUGUCAGAAGGUAUACAUUGGAUUGACUAUUUAGGUAGAAGUUUGAACUCUGAAGUGUUUUUUAUUUGGGCAUUCCUUUCAUAAGGUUUACUUCUAUUGAAAAUAUUUUGUGAAAAAUAUAG
Molecule: messenger RNA, 1306 nt
Organism: Cajanus cajan (pigeon pea)
Lineage: Eukaryota; Viridiplantae; Streptophyta; Magnoliopsida; Fabales; Fabaceae
Source: RefSeq, a predicted model, not a curated record